This is a messenger RNA of Colletes gigas, 1490 nucleotides long. It is a transcript of the gene mRF1, whose product is annotated as peptide chain release factor 1-like, mitochondrial. The record is from RefSeq and is a predicted model, not a curated record. Bases 120 to 1355 code for a protein of 411 amino acids. The transcript has 3 exons. Gene Ontology annotation, biological process: translational termination. Gene Ontology annotation, molecular function: translation release factor activity. NCBI's taxonomy places the organism in Eukaryota, Metazoa, Arthropoda, Insecta, Hymenoptera, Colletidae.
CAGACGACACAUACGUUGCUCACUUCAGUUGUAAAUAUUGUAAUGCAAAGGGAUGUUUUUCUUUCUGAAAAAAUGCUCGUGAUUUUAUGACACAUAAUUUACACAACACGCAGUAAAUUAUGUUGUCUCUUACACGGCGAUGCAAGUUUCAUGCUUGCCGAUAUUAUGGGAAUGUCGCGAAUAAAAUUAAAUUCGAAUCUUGGUUACCAUUGUUGCUUAACCUUAAUAGAGAGUUUCCAUUCGUGUCUUGUAAAUUGUUUAGCUCGAAAACGAAUUUAUCACGGACCAACGCGAACGUUGAAUGGUACUUGAAUCACCUUAUGAACGCGUAUAAAAAUAAUGAUCAGAAAAACAAAAGCAUCGUGGAGGUUCUUAAGAUACAAACAGUGACAGAAUUGUUGAACGAAAAGCUCAAGAUAACAGAGAAUCUUAAGAAUUUACACGAACUUGUUAACAACAACAAAGAAUUAAAGAGCCUCGCUAUGGAAGAGAAAUCUGCGUACGAACAACACUUACUAAACAUCGAUGAAAGGAUAGUGGAUACGAUUUUAGAAAAUUUAGGGGACGAAAGUUACGAGAACACUGUUGUUGAGAUAGUGCCGGGUGUAGGAGGUCAGGAGGCUAUGGUCUUUGUUAAAGAUAUAUUAAAUAUGUACCAGGGAUACCUAAACUAUUUAGGAUUAGAUUACGAAGUAAUUGAAUUAGAUAACAGCGAGCAAGGUGGUUUAAGGAAUGCCGUUAUGGUGGUAUCGAGCGAAAAAGCCUUUAAAAACUUAAAAUACGAAAGUGGCGUGCAUAGGGUACAAAGAGUACCAACGACAGAGAAAGGGGGCCGAAUGCAUACGAGUACGGCUGUGGUACAGGUUUUGCCAGAACCCAAGGACAUAGAAAUUAAUUUGGAGAAUAAAGAUUUGAAAAUAGAAACGAAAAGAGCGUCUGGAGCUGGCGGCCAGCAUGUAAACACCACAAGCUCUGCGGUUAGAGUGGUCCAUAUACCUACCGGCACGACCGUCACGUGCCAAAUAGAUAGAUCGCAAAUAAAGAAUAAAAAGUGGGCGCUGUUAAAGUUGAAAAGUAUACUGUACCAGCAAGAAUUUUCUAAGCAAACGUCAUUCAUUGCCACGUUGCGCAAGAAGCAGAUGGGAAUGAGAUCAAGAAAUGAGAAGAUCAGAACGUAUAAUUAUAAUCAGGAUCGUAUUACGGAUCAUAGAAUAGGAAAUGGUACGCUACACGGUUUGAAAGAGUUCAUGAAAGGCGGACCGAUGUUGGAAGAGCUACAGGACAGACUUCAUAAGGAUAUGCAGCAGAAGCUAUUGCUGGAGAUAAUACAAAAGAUGGAGAAUGAAUUGAAAUAACAGCGACGAAACUCGUCGCGCCCGUCUACCUAUACAGAGUCCCUUUCAGUCUCGCUCAAGGAAGCAGAGAUUUAGCGAAGUAGAGAGUUCAGUUGUUUAUUUGAAAAACAUACAACAAGAUUCUUUUGUUUCGUU